Molecule: messenger RNA, 2106 nt
Organism: Saprolegnia parasitica CBS 223.65
Lineage: Eukaryota; Oomycota; Saprolegniomycetes; Saprolegniales; Saprolegniaceae
Exons: 9
Coding region: 1-2106 (701 amino acids)
Source: RefSeq, a predicted model, not a curated record
AUGCGCAAGAACCACGAGAUUGCCGCGGUCGAGCAAGCGCGCCACGCACCUGAGCUGGCAACGGUACCACCCGACACGUCGGCGCCGACGGCAGCCGAACCGCCGGCCAAGCCAGCACCCACGAAAGCCAGCAACCAGCCAUCAGCGGCUGCGCGCACGAAACCACCGAACACAAAAUCGAGCGUAAGGCCGCCCAUUGCAACCAAGCGCCCGUCGUCGGCCACGUCAUCGCGCUUGGCCAAAGCAAUGGCGCCUCCCGCGCUGCCCCGCCCGCCACCGAAGAAGGAGCUUCUCCGCUCCGCUCUUAUCGUUGCGCUUCAGACCAUGACCGACAGCAUGUACGGCGCGCUGCAUGGUGGUCUGCAGCAGGAGACCGAGUCGCUGCCGCGGCGGACGAGCAUGUGGCUGCUCGAGACGGAGCUCCAAAGCGUCGUCCAUGCCUUCCUCGCGGCAUCGUCGCGGCCAGAGACGGAGCUACCGGAAUUGCCACCGGUGCUCGAGUCGCCUGAAGAGCUACUGGCGACGAAAGCCCACCACUGCCACUUGUGCGUCACCGAGGUGGCUGCGCACUGGUGCUGCGACUGUACGACGGCCCUCUGCUCCACGUGCCUGAGUGACGUUGGAUGUCAAGCCGAGCGGCAUCAAGUCGAGCGCUUCAUGGUCGACCAGCAGUCGGCGAUCGUUCUCGGAUCGACGUCGACGCCAGCGCUACCCGCGUCCCUUCCCAUCGUCCAAGCCGCCGACCUCCGUCUGCACGAGAAAGCAUUCCUCUGCGUCCCGCUGCAGCUUACGCCAGAGCUCUCCACUGUCCUGGCCACGACCAAACUGCAGCACGAACCGCCCAAGAGCCUGAAACAAUUUUGUCUCGUCUUGCGCAAGCAACUGGAGCUGUCGCCGACGUCCAAAACCGUGGCUGCCUUCCUUGAUCGGUCCCGCGUGAGCUCGUGGAGCUGUGACGAGCUGCGCUGCUUCCUUGACGUCGUCCACGUCCCGUCCACGGGUCUUCACAAGAACAAAGUUGACGGCCCAGCCUUUCUCAAGCUCACACCGGCCGCGUUCCAUGAUACGUUUGGACUGCGAGGCAGCUUUCCCCUGCAGCGAUGUCUUUUUUACCGCGCCUUGCUGAUGGAAAUGGAGAGCUACCGAGACAAAUAUAGUCUACCGUCCAACCUCACGCGUCUAUCAGCCUCGGACAAGACAACGAUGAAGAAGAAAAAAUUGAAAAAGCCGUCGGGACCAGGGUUCGUUGCGACGUCCGCGGCUUCCGAGCCGGUCGCCGCGACGAGGAACACCGCUGCAAACUCAACACAUGCUUCAAAAGAUCCUGUCCCGACGGCCGUCAAGAAAGCACAGCCACCCCCAACCAAGGCAGCUCCAAAGAAGGCGCCACCGAUGAACAAGGCGAUGAACCCCGACGACGCAGCGUUCCUUGCAAGCAUCCAUGACGGUGUCGAGGACCUCUUGAGCGCCGGGUUCGAACCCGCAAAGCCAAUCGCAUCGACGCAGCCGCACACGACGGUGUCGUUAGCACAGCUGCAAACUGAGGUCGCGCAGCUACUGCAGCGCUUUGAAGCCCUCCAGACCUCCGAGAUACCACCCGAGCUCGAGCCACAGAUGGUGGAAGCCGACAACCGCCUUCAAAACCUUUUGAGCAUGACGCCGAGUGACCUUGGGUCCAACGCCAUGUCGUUGGAUGUGAUCCGACGACUCUUGACCGCCAUCGAAGUGGGCCGCUCGCGCGCCCGCGUCGCUGCAUGUCCACCGCCGAUAAAGGCGCCGCUGACCAUGACGCUCUGGACGUACGAAAUGCCGGCGCCGACAGCCAAGCCCCUCGCCGGCGUGACGCCAGGUCCUGGCGACUACCAUCCAACGGCGAAACCGAGAAGCCACCCACGGCGCACCAAGCGGUCGCCAACGCGCCCGCCUGUCGACGACGACGACGACGAUUUGUCGGCGUUUGUCGCGUCCGAGACCCAAGCCGUCGACGGAAAUGCUUCCAAAACGCUUUUUCACGCGUCGUUUCUACAGACCGAGACGCCACAGGAGUCGCGCUGGCAGACGCUGCGCAAGAAGCAGCCACAGACGGACGCCGAGACGUGUUUAUAA